UAUUACACGAUUUAGCUAUCUCCUCUAAUUAGAUGAAGAGACAUCAGAUCUUAUCAAAACCCUAGCUUUCGGUGUCUCUCUCGAUCCUUUAGCUCAAUCGAAAACUGAAUUUAGGAGCUGCGAUGGGUUCCAGAUCUCGUAAUGAUAAUUUCCAGUCCGGCGAUGGCGCUAGUCCUGGGAAAAUAUUCAUUGGAGGAUUGCACAAAGACACGACUAAUACUGUGUUCAAUAAGCACUUUGGCAAGUACGGGGAGAUUACAGAUUCUGUCAUUAUGCGAGAUCGACAUACUGGACAACCUAGGGGUUUCGGUUUCAUCACCUUCGCUGACCCUUCUGUUGUUGACAAAGUUAUCGAAGAUACUCAUGUCAUCAAUGGCAAACAGGUUGAGAUCAAAAGGACUAUUCCGAAAGGUGCUGGUGGCAAUCAGUCAAAGGACAUCAAAACAAAGAAGAUUUUCGUUGGUGGUAUACCCUCAACGGUUACAGAAGAUGAACUUAAGGACUUCUUUGCCAAGUAUGGGAACGUGGUGGAGCACCAGGUUAUUCGAGACCAUGAAACAAACAGGUCCAGAGGUUUUGGUUUUGUAAUUUUUGAUAGCGAAGAAGUCGUAGAUGAAUUAUUGUCCAAAGGAAACAUGAUCGAUAUGGCAGACACUCAGGUAAGCUUGUACAAAUGGGGAUUAGAAUUUUGGUUCAUGAUGACAUAUUUAUCUUGGUUUCAAUUUGAUAUUUUCUCCUUGUUCCUUUCAUUAUACACGUUUAACUUAGUUAGAAUUCUACCCACUAGCUUACCAAAUGUAAGGAGCUUGUCACAGUAAGAUAGGAAAUCCCUGCUAUAGUUUGGGUCCUUAGCAUAGCUAGGUUAAUUAAGUUGCUUUGUUGUAGGUGGAGAUCAAGAAAGCUGAACCAAAGAAAUCUCUAAACCGUUCACCUCCUUCUUACGGUAGUCACCCUAGAGGUCGUUCUUCUAACGAUAGUUAUGCAAGUUAUGGUGGACCUUACGGAGGUUUUGAUGGAGGGUAUGGUCAUCCUCCAGGUCCCAUUAGGUCACAUGGAGGUCCUGCUAGUAGAUAUGCUGGGGGAUAUGGGUAUGGUCGUGGCAGUGUAGGCCCUGAAUUUGGAGGAGGUUAUAAUAAUUAUGGGGGUGGUAGUUUAGGAGGUUACCGGAAUGAACCACCCCUUGGCUAUUCUAGUCGUUUUGGACCCUAUGGGAGUGGGUUUGGUGGUGAGGGAUAUGGCCGUGGAGGAGAAGGAGCCUAUUUGGGAUAUCCUCGUGGAGGAGGGGAAGGCUAUGGGGGAUAUGGUGGGCCUGGUUACGGCGGUGCAUAUGAAUCUGGUGGCCCAGGUGGCAGUUAUGAAGGAGCAGGUGGUCCAUAUGGGAGGGGUUAUAGUAGCAGUAGUCGAUACCAUCCGUAUGCAAGGUAGGGUCGAGGUAAUAGCAAUCAGUUGGAGCUAUAGAAGCUUCUCUCACAGGUUCCUCUAGAUUGUUCCAAUUGCUCUAGGUGCAUUCUAGAGUUAUCAUGUAGCGCCAACAUCAGGAAGGGUUGCUAAGGACAGGAAGAGCAUCAAAAAGCUUUUAUUAGUCAUCUUUUAGUUGUGUGUUUACCUAAUUUAAGUGUUGUCUUAUCUCUAUAACUUAGAUUGUGUUAUGUAGACUUUAGCAUAUUUGGGCUUGGAGUUUGUUUCUCACUGGCACAAGAAUGAUUUAUCAUUUGGUAGUCUUGUUAGAUGAUCAAUUACUCGCUUAGCUUAGUUUUCACAAUCAUACGAAUUAGCUUAAGAAGCUCUGCAAAAUGUGCACUCAUCUAUUCUUUAGAGCUCAAGUUGAAUGCUUUAUGUGGUCUCUUGUAUCUCUGUACAUUUUGUUGUGCUGAACAAAGGUUUGACGGCAGUUAGUGCAUGUGUAAGUAGGCAUAUUUUUGUCAGCUGCAUACGUAGGUUCUAGCUACAAAUUGGAAUUGUAUGUGUUUGAAAACGUAAAAUCAAUUAUAAAUGUUUUUGAAAAUCAUCUAUACAAGCAUGGUUAUUUGGUUCUUGUUUCCUUAUUUUUUCGGGUAAGGGCCACGGAUAAUUGGUUAGACAUUGGUUCUAAUAAUGUGGGUUUUGUUAUCUGUAAUUUCUCGUCAAAAUGAUGUACUGUAUCAUUAAAUGAAUAUCACUUAUUGUACAUGCUUUUAUAAGUUAAUUGAAAUCCAAACUCUUUUACGUUUUAA
This is a messenger RNA of Arabidopsis thaliana (thale cress), 2213 nucleotides long. RefSeq names its product RNA-binding (RRM/RBD/RNP motifs) family protein. Gene Ontology annotation, molecular function: RNA binding; nucleic acid binding. Gene Ontology annotation, cellular component: nucleus. Bases 123 to 818 code for a protein of 231 amino acids. The record is from RefSeq and is marked reviewed. Lineage: Eukaryota; Viridiplantae; Streptophyta; Magnoliopsida; Brassicales; Brassicaceae. The transcript has 5 exons.